Lotus japonicus is the source of this 1740-nucleotide messenger RNA. RefSeq lists its product as uncharacterized. The coding region runs from base 185 to 1153 and encodes 322 amino acids. Gene Ontology annotation, molecular function: DNA binding. The transcript has 2 exons. The record is from RefSeq and is a predicted model, not a curated record. NCBI's taxonomy places the organism in Eukaryota, Viridiplantae, Streptophyta, Magnoliopsida, Fabales, Fabaceae.
UGGUUUUUGCUGAGUAAUGUCUCUGCGUUUUGUUCAGUUCUUGUUGUUCUUGUUCUUGUUGACAAUAAUGAACUUUGUGCCCUUGUGGGUUGGUUGAUUUUUUUUGAUAUAUAAGUUGUUUGUUAACUCAAUUUUUUGUUAUUCUUUGGGUGAUUAAAUCUCCCUCAAUUUUUAUUGUGAAGCAAUGGAUCCCAGUGGUAGUAUCUCUGGUUGCUCUGGUAGUAGAAGUCCCGAAAUGUUUUCAAUCCCUAUAAUAUUGGGAAAUUUUCACAUGAAAUUGCCUAAAGAUUUUUAUGAAAAGAAGAAAAAUGAAAUUAAGUCUGAGGUGUUGCUCACUGACCCGAAGGGCUGUGUAAAGUUGGAAGUUUUGACUGGCUUGCUUGGAGGCUUUCUUGAUUAUGUUGUUCCUACCUUGGUUUCAUUUUAUGGUUUUAAAAAAAACCAUGAUAUGGUUUUUCAAUAUGAAGGGGGAAAUAGGUUUAAAGUUGAAAUUUAUGACGAAAAUAAGAACCAUUUCCCCUAUCCAAAUGGUGGUGAAAUAGGGAAGAACAAAGCACCAACCAAUGGUGGUGAAAAAGGGAAGUACAAAGCACCAAUCCAUUUCCCUUGUGUAAAACCUGGUCAAAAAGGGAUGAAAGAGAAGAACAAAACACCAUCCCAUCUCCCUUGUCCAAGACCUGCUAAAAAAAGGCAUGAUGAACCACCAUCCCCAGAGGUAUUAUAUUUGAGUUCUGACACUGAGGAAGAGUUUGAGGUUGUGGUUGAUGAAGAUGUUGUGGCUGAGGAAGAGGUUGUGGCAGAUGGCCCUCAAGUUGCUACAGUUGGUCAGGUUCAGAAUGCAAGGUACACCUUUGAGAAGAUUGUCACUAGUUCUGUUGCUGGUGGUGGUCAUACUUUGCCUUUGCCACGGUCAUAUGUUCGUAACUUCCUUGAACAUAGCUGGGAAAAAGUAUUAUUGAAAAAGGAAGGGGAGCAAGAAUGGUAUAUUUGCAAGCUCUGUUGGAGGAAGAGGAAUGGAAAACUUACUGAUUGCCAUCUUGGCGAAAAGUUUUACAAGUUUGUGAGUGACAACCAAUUAGCUGAAAAUGACAAGCUCGUUUUCAGUCAUAGUGGUUCGAAUAACGUUCUACAUGUUAGGAUUCAGCACCAUUGAUGACAAUUAGGUUUCGAUUGUUAGACUUGUUGCCAUGACUUGAUGUUGAGAACACAUUUAUGUUUCCUUUUGUGGUGGUUACUCUUGGUUGUGCUUAUUUGUGAACUUAUUUGUUUUUAAUAACUAUGGUUGUGCUUUGUUUAGCGUUCGUUAAUUUUAAUGAUGUUUUUAUUCUUUUUUUUUAUAAUUGUAGUUCAAAAAAUGGUCUCCCAAUCAUUUUCUUCCCAGAAUGAUGGAAGGCGUUGCAAGUGUGGUCUUUAUCCAACUCUUAAAACCGUGUGGACUAGGAUCAUUUAUGGGCGCACAUUUUAUCAAUGCCCUCAUGGGGUAAAUUAUCCAUUAUUUAUUUUGGAGUUUAGGGAUAAAAUAUUCGAUAUUCAACUUUCUUAGUCUUAUUUCAAAAUGUGCAGGGUUGCAGCUAUUUUGAUUGGGCUGAAGGUCCUACCUAGCCUGUUGAUGAAGCACCUCAAGUGAACCAUUCCAGUGUGACUAAUUCACAAAGGAACAGUGAUACUGCUGCUGCUGCUGGGACUUCUGCUGCUUGGACUGAGGAUGUCACAUUGAAACUUUUGCUGACUGAAGGAAGG